Cotesia glomerata is the source of this 3810-nucleotide messenger RNA. It is a transcript of the gene NLG-3, whose product is annotated as neuroligin-4, Y-linked. The transcript has 12 exons. Lineage: Eukaryota; Metazoa; Arthropoda; Insecta; Hymenoptera; Braconidae. The record is from RefSeq and is a predicted model, not a curated record. Gene Ontology annotation, molecular function: signaling receptor activity; neurexin family protein binding. Gene Ontology annotation, cellular component: postsynaptic membrane; synapse; cell surface. Gene Ontology annotation, biological process: synaptic vesicle endocytosis; chemical synaptic transmission; postsynaptic membrane assembly. The coding region runs from base 1056 to 3491 and encodes 811 amino acids.
GAAGCAGCGUUAACAUCUGCGUCGGGUGCGUCCGGCUAUCAGCCAACCACCACAUCCUUUACCUCCUUUAUCACACAUUUAAAUACAAAUAUAUACAUUCAUCUUGUGCAGUGUCACUUAUUUAUUAAUUGUUCCUUUAUUUUUAAUCAAAAGUGCAAUUUUUGUUUUGUAUCAGUGCAAUAAAGUUUUUUUUUUUUGAAUUGUUUAUUACAACUCUCAGUGACGAUUUGAUUUUUUAUUAUUCUGUUAACGGUUGACCGCGUUAAGUAGUAAGAUAAAUGCGCGGUCAGACGUUAACAUUUGUCGGCCGUAAAAGUCUAUUUUUAUGCGACAAUUAUUGGUGAAUAAAAUAAAAAAGAAAUUGAACCAGUGAAGUGACAGUACAAGUGUCGUUUCUGGAUAAAUUUACAAAAAAAAAAAAAAUGAGAGCUGGUGUGGAUACGGAAGCGCCGUGAUAUAGACAGAGUAGCUUGGGUUACUGUCAACAGCAGACCAGCAAAGAUGAAGAGCUCGUGCAAACAGCGAAGGGGAGGGUUUAUAAACGAAUUUAUUCGCGGGAUCCAAGCUGAUCCUCACAUUGACAUCAGAGAGUGAGAAGAAGAUCCGUGAUUUCUCACGGGACAUGAUCUCGUGGGGUCUUUUCAAGGAGCUGGGAUGAUCUUGGCACAUAUUGAUCUCACACAUAGAUCAUAGAUCAUAGAUCAUGGCUGCAAAUUAUGAUUAUGACUUUUUUGAUUACCGUGCUCAAGAUGUAGACUGCCAUGAAAAUUUCUUACGGGAGACUAACACGCGAGGCGUUUAUCGCGCCCGGAAAUUAACUCGUGAAAAAAUCGAGGGUUGGAUUUUCAGCGCAGGAGAAAUUUGAAUGAAUUUUAUAAAAAAAAGAAUGAUAAUAAAUUUAAGAUUGAAGAUUCUGAUGGAAAAAUUCAGCGAGUGAAGGGAAGAUCUUCGAUAAAACUUUUCUGGAUUGCAGUGAUACGUUGGAUUUACCGUUAGUGCAAUGACAGUGCAAUGUUAAAUGUGUUUUUGGUCUGGUCUUGUUCUGAAAAUCUAAAAUGAUGCUAAGCUGGGUGGCAGUGUGGAUAGUAGCGGUCCAGCCGAUAAUAAUAAUAGAGGCCGCGCUGAAUUCGCGAGUGGUCAGGACUAAAUACGGUGAAAUAUCGGGUGUGAUAGUGACCCUUGAGCGGAAUCUCGAGGGUGUUGAGGUGUUUCGCGGGGUCCCGUACGCCUCCCCGCCGGUCGGCUCUCUCAGGUUCAUGCCUCCGGUUAAUGGGGCGCUCUGGCAGGGGGUCAAAAUCGCGGAUAAGUUUAGUCCGGUGUGUCCUCAGAAACUUCCGAAUCUGACCAGCGAGAUGCCCAAGGGACGGGUCGAGUAUCUUAAGAGAUUACUGCCCUACUUGAGUAAUCAGAGCGAGGAUUGUUUGUAUUUAAAUAUCUACGCUCCUGUUCAAGCUGGCGCCCGAGACGGCGCCAACCGCAGAUAUCCUGUGAUCGUCUUUGUCCACGGCGAAAGCUACGAAUGGAGCAGCGGUAAUCCUUACGACGGCAGUGUGCUUGCAAGUUAUGGUGGUGUCGUCGUCGUCACCAUCAACUACCGGCUUGGCAUUUUAGGGUUUCUCAACGCCAACACGGAUUCGCACUUACGUUCCCCAGCUAAUUAUGGCCUGAUGGAUCAAAUAGCGGCUUUGCAUUGGGUCCAGGAGAAUAUCGUUUACUUCGGCGGGGAUCCGACCAAUGUUACCCUAGUUGGACACGGAACCGGGGCUGCCUGCGUCAAUUUCCUUAUGGCCAGUCACGCGGUUCCUGACGGGCUGCUGUUUCACCGGAGCGUUCUCAUGUCGGGAAGUGCUUUGUCGCCUUGGGCGCUAGUCAGAGGCGCUGCUAAUUACGCGAUGCAAGUUGCUAAAUAUUUGAACUGCACUGGGGUAAGCCAUGAUCCCCAGUUGUUGCUUCAAUGUCUGAGAGAAGUCCCACUGGAAAAUCUCCUGUCUGUUCCUGUCCAGGGACUGGCUUUUGCCCCGGCCUUUGGUCCUAGUAUCGACGGCGUUGUCAUUGAUCCUGGAGAUCCCGAGGAUUUGGACUAUACGCUACAAGUUGACACUAUCAAUACACUCAAUAAUAUUCUACUACGGAAGGAUGUUGUUGCUAAAUUGAGCAGAUACGAUCUCAUGGUUGGGGUAGUCCGAACAGAGUCAUAUUUUUCGCUGACCUCUGACGACUCCCUGUAUGGAUUGGAGGCUGAUCGUCGUACAAAAAUAUUGCGCGAGUUUGUUAGAAAUACAUACACAUACCAUCAACCGGAAAUAUUAGCGACAAUUAUUAAUGAGUAUACUGACUGGGAAAGACCUGUACAACAUCCUGCAAGUAUAAGAGACGAAACUUUAGAAGCGUUGGGUGAUGCGAAUACAGUAGCACCAGCAACUAAAACCGUCGAUCUUCAUAGUCAAUCUCACAGAAAUUCUUAUUUGUAUGUUUUUGAUUACCAAACUAAAUUUGGAGAUUAUGUCCAGCGACUGGGGUGUAUCCACGGCGAGGAACUUCCAUACUUCUUCGGAGCUCCAUUAGUAGGUGGUUUAGCUCACUGGCCUAAGAAUUAUACAAGGGCAGAGAUAACGUUGUCUGAAAGUGUUAUAUUAUAUCUCACAAACUUCGCUCGUACCGGGAAUCCCAACGAAGGAACUCCGGAUACCGGUCCAGGAGGCACUCGUCCUGAGCGGACCAAAUUAAAAAAUAUACUCUGGACGGCUUAUGAAGCCACACAUAAAAACUAUCUUAAUAUAGACACAAAACCAAAGUUAAAAAAUCAUUACCGGGCGCACAGGUUAUCUUUCUGGUUAAACCUAGUACCGGAUCUUCACAAGCCGGGUGGAGAUGACGUUCCGCGCUCUCAUCAUCUGUUAGAUGCUGAGCAGGUAAAAGUCCCACCGCGGUUUAUACAAAGGAUACCAACAACAACAAAACUAACAACCAUUGAAAUAACAACCGAACGCGUACCAAACACAACAACGAGCUCAUCAAAUGAAUUAACGCUCGAAGAAACAACACCGCAACCUGAGGAUGGUUUCGCGGCGUACUCCACCGCACUCAGUGUGACAAUAGCCAUCGGUUGCAGUUUAUUAAUACUAAACGUGUUAAUAUUCGCCGGUGUUUACUAUCAACGCGAUAAAAACCAGCACCACUGCCCGAAAAAGCGGCAAGAAAACGGGCAAAUGCCCAAUAACAUCUGCGGAGAGCUGGAGACAAAACCGUCAGACCGUCACCACAUCCAACACAUGCCGCCUCCAGAUUUUGCAGACCUGCAAAACAACUCCUGUCUCGUGCCUAUGCCGCCUCCUCCGCCAAAAAACACAAAACCCGCAAAGCCCCAGGCAGGCCAAAAUUUGAUAAUGAGCCCCAAUCAGCUUCAACAGGAGAACAUGCCCAUGUCUGCGGUAGGAACGCUGAAGAAAGGGCAAAACCACCAGCAGAUAAUGGAAGAACUGAGGGUCUGACUUUAGGACAACAGCUCAUCGAGCUGUUCUCGGAUCAUCUCGACUUCUUCAUUCUACGGAUGAUUGAAAAGUAUAUUAAUAAAUAAACAAUUAAUAAAGAAAAUCACACGGAAAGAACAAGAUGACACUGGAUAUCAUCUCAGAUUAUACUCAGUGAUAUCUGUAGUUAAAAAAAAUUUCAGAUAGUAGCUAGAAAAAUCUAGAUUGUAAGGUAUCGGCGUGUAAUAAGGCCUAGCUAUGGGAGAUUUUGAAAAAAAAUCGAAAAUAUUGCAUUUAAUUAUUAAAAUGUACACGGAAAAAAGUAAACUGUAAUAUAUAA